Molecule: messenger RNA, 3956 nt
Organism: Mastomys coucha (southern multimammate mouse)
Lineage: Eukaryota; Metazoa; Chordata; Mammalia; Rodentia; Muridae
Gene: Arvcf
Product: ARVCF delta catenin family member
Exons: 19
Coding region: 319-3189 (956 amino acids)
Biological process (GO): cell-cell junction assembly; cell-cell adhesion
Cellular component (GO): plasma membrane; adherens junction; cytoplasm
Molecular function (GO): cadherin binding
Source: RefSeq, a predicted model, not a curated record
GGAGGCCUCCUCUCCGGCCAGGUCCGCUUUGCGCACGGGCCGCGGGAGGGGUAGGAGGGCUAGCCUGCUGGCUGCUCCGGUAGGGGAGGAGGAGGGUUCCCUCAAUCCCCUCACCCGCACGAGUUGUGACCCCGGGAGCUGCUUUCGGUGCAGGGCGCUGGAGAGGGCGCUCCCCGCGCGCCGGGAGACCUGGGGACGCCUGUCUUGGGGGCGGAGGCCGCGCUGCGGAGCCGCCCACGCCGCGCGCCAGGAACAGAGAGUCCGCAAGAUGUUAGGACAUGCUGAGAUCCCUUGAAAUAGGCUGCUGGCACCCUGGUCAUGGAGGACUGCAACGUGCAUUCGGCCGCCAGCAUUCUGGCCUCGGUGAAGGAGCAGGAGGCCCGCUUCGAGCGGCUGACACGGGCACUGGAGCAAGAACGGCGCCAUGUUGCCCUGCAGCUGGAGCGUGCCCAGCAGCCUGGCAUGAGCAGUGGUGGUAUGGUGGGCAGCGGGCAGCCCCUGCCAAUGGCCUGGCAGCAGCUGGUUCUGCAGGAGCAGAGCCCGGGUAGCCAGGCAUCGCUGGCCACGAUGCCGGAGGCACCCGAGGUGCUGGAGGAGACAGUGACUGUGGAGGAAGACCCUGGCACCCCCACCUCUCAUGUAUCCAUCGUCACAUCAGAAGAUGGUACAACCCGGCGGACUGAGACUAAGGUCACUAAGACGGUCAAGACUGUGACCACAAGGACAGUACGCCAGGUACCUUUGGGCCCAGAUGGACUCCCUUUGCUGGAUGGCGGCACUCCACUUGGCUCUUUUGCUGAUGGGCCCCUGGACCGGCAUUACCUACUGCGUGGUGGUGGCCCAGCAGCCACACUCUCCCGAGCCUACCUCAGCAGUGGAGGUGGCUUUCCCGAUGGCCCCGAGCCCCGUGAUAUUCCAAGCUAUGGCAGCUUGUCCCGAGGGCUUGGGGUACGGCCACCACGAACUGGCCUCCUGGGCCCGGGACCUGGUGAUGGCUGUUUCACACUGCCUGGCCGCCGAGAAGCCUUCCCCAUGAGCUCUGAAUCUGGACCGCCAAGUGGCCGCUCCCUGCCUGAGCAUUUCCAGGCCGAACCAUAUGGCCUGGAGGAUGAUACACGGAGCCUGGCUGCGGAUGAUGAGGGCGGCCCUGACCUGGAGCCUGACUAUAGCACAGCUACUCGGAGAAGACCUGAGUAUGGGCGGGGCCUUCGCGCCAGGGCCUUUGAAGACACAGCAGACGAUACUGGUGAGCUGAUAGAAGAGCGUCCCCCCUUCCCAGCAGCAACAGCCCCUCUGGCCCAGCCUGAGAGGGGCAGCCUGGGCAGCUUGGACCGAGUAGUGCGGCGCUCACCUUCAGUGGAUAGCACUCGCAAGGAGCCACGCUGGCGGGACCCCGAGUUGCCAGAGGUGCUUGCCAUGCUGCGGCACCCUGUGGACCCUGUGAAAGCCAAUGCUGCAGCCUACCUGCAGCACCUCUGCUUUGAGAACGAGGGUAUCAAGCGGCGAGUGCGGCAGCUGCGCGGGCUCCCCCUGCUCGUGGCAUUAUUAGAUCACCCUCGGGCGGAGGUGCGGCGCCGGGCCUGUGGGGCACUGCGCAACCUCUCCUAUGGCCGCGAUGCUGACAACAAGGCUGCCAUCCGGGACUGUGGGGGCGUGCCAGCCCUGGUGCGCCUGCUGCGGGCUGCCCGUGACAAUGAGGUCCGUGAGCUGGUCACUGGCACACUCUGGAACCUGUCAUCCUAUGAGCCCCUGAAGAUGGUCAUCAUUGACCAUGGCUUACAGACUCUGACCCAUGAGGUCAUCGUGCCCCAUUCCGGCUGGGAGCGAGAGCCUAACGAAGACUCAAAGCCCCGGGAUGCCGAGUGGACAACAGUCUUCAAGAACACAUCAGGCUGCCUGAGGAACGUGAGCUCAGAUGGUGCAGAGGCCCGGCGGCGACUCCGUGAAUGCGAAGGGCUGGUGGAUGCUCUCCUACAUGCUCUGCAGUCAGCUGUGGGCAGGAAGGACACAGACAAUAAGUCAGUAGAGAACUGCGUAUGCAUCAUGCGGAACCUGUCCUACCACGUGCACAAGGAAGUUCCAGGGGCUGACAGGUACCAGGAGGCUGAGCCUGGGAUCCCUGGCAGUGCUACAACCUCCCAGCGUCGGAGGAAGGAUGACGCCAGCUGCUUCGGUGGCAAGAAAGCGAAAGGGAAGAAGGAUGCAGAGAUGGACCGGAACUUUGACACAUUGGACCUGCCUAAACGAACUGAAGCUGCGAAAGGCUUCGAGCUGCUGUACCAGCCAGAGGUGGUACGCCUCUACCUCUCACUCCUUACGGAGAGCCGGAACUUUAACACCCUGGAAGCUGCAGCUGGUGCCCUGCAAAACCUCAGUGCUGGCAACUGGACGUGGGCCACGUACAUCCGUGCCACAGUGCGCAAGGAGCGUGGGCUGCCAGUGCUGGUGGAACUGCUACAGUCUGAGACCGACAAGGUGGUGCGUGCUGUGGCCAUCGCGCUGCGCAACCUCUCGCUGGACCAGCGGAACAAAGACCUCAUCGGGAGCUACGCCAUGACAGAGCUGGUUCGGAAUGUUCGCAAUGCACAGGCUCCCGCUCACCCCAGUGCCCACCUGGAGGAGGAUACGGUGGUCGCCGUGCUCAACACCAUCCAUGAGAUCGUGUCCGACAGCCUGGACAAUGCUCGCUCCCUCCUGCAGGCCCGUGGUGUGCCUGCCCUGGUGGCACUUGUGGCCUCCAGCCAGUCAGUGCGGGAGGCCAAGGCAGCAUCACACGUGCUACAGACUGUGUGGAGCUACAAGGAGCUGCGUGGAGCCCUACAGAGGGACGGCUGGACGAAGGCACGCUUCCAGUCUGCUAGCACUGCCAAAGGACCCAAAGGGACACCAAGUUCUGGGGGCUUUGAUGACAGCACACUGCCACUGGUAGACAAGAACCUUGAUGGGGAGAAGUCAACCACCCGGGAUGUGAUCCCUAUGGAUACCCUUGGUCCAGAUGGUUACGCCACAGUUGACCGGAGAGAGAGGAGGACACUGGGCAGUGACUCCAUAGGGGACACCUCUGAAAAGGAACUAUUGAGACCCGACCCUGGCAGAAAGGCCCCUCCGCCUGGGCCCAGCAGGCCCUCGGUCAGGCUGGUGGACGCCGUGGGGGACGCUAAGCCUCAGCCUGUUGACUCCUGGGUCUAGCUUGCAUGCCUGGGCCCUGGCCCAGCUGUUUGUUCUUAGGGAUCGCAUCGAGGUAGCUGAAAGAGGGCCAGAGGGCCACCAUCUUGAGCAGACCCAGUCUUGGAGCCAGGAGCCCUACCCUGCGGUGGUGGGGUGGCCAAGCCUCUUGUCCUACCUUACUCUACCCUCUUCUCUACUCUCCUGAUCUAACUCUCCAGGCCUGAGUUAGCUGUUUACUGACAUGGUGCUGUGUGGUAGGAGAGGAGGUUGGGGGUAGGUCCCCAUGCACAGCCACAGAGGAGCAAGUACAAGCCUGGAGUGGAGGUCCUGGGGCAGGCAAUGGGACAAGUAAGGGGGCCUUGGAAAAGAACUUGGGCUCCCAAGGGUGGCUGGAGUACUACCCUGCAUGCAGUCUGACCACAGUGCGGGCUGCUCCAAAAGAGUCCAGACAGGGAAGUUUAGGAAGCAGCCAGAUUGGGGGUAGGGGCAAGCUGUGCUUGUCUCCAGCCCCCAUCCUUGGUUUCCUGGAACACCUUCCCUCUGCAGCAUACUCCUCCUAAGCUGCCUGUGGCUGGGGCCACCCUGGCUGUUGCAUCUGCCUAGAACCUCAAGUAACCUCGGGGCCUGACUGCCGGCAGCAGUGGGGGAACUGCUGUUCAGUGCCUGCUGUUUGUGACUUAAAAAUGAAGAAAACUGACAAAACGCAUUAAAAAUGAAACCAAAAUAAGACUGUAUCAACAAACAUUGAAAUUUUUGUAAGAAAAUUUAAAGAUUAAAAAAGCAGCAAA